Molecule: messenger RNA, 1964 nt
Organism: Choloepus didactylus (southern two-toed sloth)
Lineage: Eukaryota; Metazoa; Chordata; Mammalia; Pilosa; Megalonychidae
Gene: PRSS22
Product: serine protease 22
Biological process (GO): proteolysis
Molecular function (GO): serine-type endopeptidase activity
Source: RefSeq, a predicted model, not a curated record
CCAAACGCAGACGUCCGGGCUCCUGGGACGCGCUGCCCCGCGGGCCGCCCCGGGCCUGAUUCACAGCCUCAGACGGGUUAACGGGAUGCCAGGGCCCAGGGCGGACGGGGUCGCCCCGCGGGGCCACGGUCCGGGCAGCAGGGCCCCUGGUGGCAGGAGUGUUCCUGCACUGUCCAGCGCUCCUUGCCCGCCCUCAUCUCUCUAGGUGCUGGGGCUCCCCCAGCACCCCACACCUGGGGCAUGACCUGCGGCACACCCGAGACCCCCUCCUUUCCAGGCCCUGGGGGCCUUUGUCUGCCCCCUGGACAGGCAGGGUCAAGGUCACGGCCGGGGCUGCUGGGCCCAGGUCGUCAACUGCCUCUCCAGGUGCCAAACCCUGGUCCCUGAGCCGGAGCCCUGAGCCCACCAGGCCCGAGGCCGGGGUCCCGCCGGAGCCUCCCGGGCCCCCAUAACGGCGCGUUUCCUCCCCGCCGCCCCACCCCCUCUCCGUGACCCACAGCCCGGGGUGGCAGGGACACGGGGACUGGUCCGACGGCAUUCCGCCUCCUGGGGAUAAAACCUGGGGCGGCCUGCAGGUUGCUCCUCACACUCCGCCACCUGCCGCCCGCCCGCCACGGCCAGCACAGCCCCGGGUCCCUGGAGGCCACUGCCCCACUGCGCCCCACCCCCGCCGCCAUGGUGGUUUCCAGAUGCCCCCCGGCGCUGGGCGGGGGCUGCCUCGGGAUCUUAGCCUCGCUGCUGCUUCUGGCCUCCUCGGCUGCUCUUGAUGUUGCCAAGACACCUGCGCCCCCAGCCUGCGGGAAGCCCCAGCGGCUGAACCGGAUCGUGGGGGGCGAGGGCAGCGCGGACGCCGAGUGGCCGUGGGUGGUGAGCAUCCGGAAGAACGGCACCCACCACUGCGCGGGCGCCCUGCUCACCAGCCGCUGGGUGGUCACGGCCGCCCACUGCUUCAAGGGCAGCCUGAACCAGCCGUCCCAGUACUCCGUGCUGCUGGGGGCCUGGCAGCUGGGGGACCCCGGCCCCCGGGCCCAGGAGGUGGGCGUGGCCUGGGCGCGCCCCCACCCCGCCUACUCCUGGAGGGAGGGCGCCGGCGCCGACGUCGCCCUGGUGCGCCUGGGGCGCCCCGUCCUGUUCUCCGAGCGGGUCCUGCCCAUCUGCCUGCCCGACGCCUCCGUCCACGUCUCUGCCAACACCGAGUGCUGGAUCGCGGGCUGGGGCAGCGUCCGCGACGGGGUGCCCCUGCCACACCCUCAGACCCUGCAGAAGUUGAAGGUCCCCAUCAUCGACUUGGAAAUCUGCAGCCACCUGUACUGGCGGGGAGCUGGGCAGGGAGCCAUCACCGAGGACAUGCUGUGUGCCGGCUACCUGGAAGGGGAGCGGGAUGCCUGUCUGGGCGACUCCGGGGGCCCCCUGAUGUGCCAGGUCGACGGGGCCUGGCUGCUGGCGGGCAUCAUCAGCUGGGGCGAGGGCUGUGCGGAGCGGAACCGCCCGGGCGUCUACAUCAGCCUCGCCGCCCACCGCCCCUGGAUCCAGAGGAUCGUGCAAGGGGUGCAGCUCCUCGGGCACUCGCCGGGGAGCGGGGCGAGAGCGCCGAGGAGGGCCUCCGGGGGCGCCGCGCUCUCCCAGGGCCAGCCAAGGACGCCUGAUUUGGGGGUCCCGGAGACCCGACCGCCAGGGGCGCCCCACCGGCGGGACCACGUGUCGAUUCCUCAGUUGUAAAGCCGCCGUCUACCUCCGGGGGGCGCCCGAGACCUGGCGCGGGAAGGCUUCCCGCGGAGAGGCGGUGGCCCCGCCCCCGCCCCGCCCCACGGCCUCAGGCUCCGCCCCCGGGGCGGGAAGCGCCUCUGCGUGCCUAUUAUCUGCAUGUGUAUAUAUAUGUGUGUGUGUGUUAAUUUUUAUAGUUAUUUGUAAUCCCUCCCACUUAUUUAUUCCUCCACUUUCAAUAAAUUAUUUACUGCCCCGUC